Chara braunii is the source of this 2261-nucleotide messenger RNA. NCBI's taxonomy places the organism in Eukaryota, Viridiplantae, Streptophyta, Charophyceae, Charales, Characeae. The record is from the annotation of a GenBank genome assembly.
GGAGAGCUGAUUAAUGGAAAAGAGGGAGGCGGGAUGAGUAGGCGGUGGAGGGGAGCAGAGCCACAUGGGAGUCUCGUUCCAACGCUGCCACGUGGCGGACAAUCGAGCAGCAGAAGCAACGGCAUUUCGGCGGGCAAUGACACCCGAGAGAUCGAGAUCGGGAUCGGGAUGCAAUCUUCUCCCUCCUCUUCCUCUUCCUCCUCCUCCUACUCCUCUUCCCAUUCUGUCAAGGUCGGAUCGGGAUCGAGAUCGGGAUCGGGAUCCGACCAUGGAUCACGGAGGUCGUCAUCGUUGGAUGCAGUUUUCAAUCAACAGAGAGAAUACGAGAGGGAGGAGAAAGAGGAAAGAGAGGAGGCGGAAAAGGGAGAAGAGGGAGGAGAGGGAGGAGGAGGAGAACGAAACGCGCGAAGCAAUGAUGAGACAGGUAAAGAAUAUGGAAAAGAAAGAGAGAAGAGAGGAGAGAGAGGAGGAAGAAGAGGAGAGAGAGGAGGGGGAACAAGAGAGAGAGGAGCAGGAGCAAUGGCAGAGGGAGGAGAAAGCAGAGGAGAGGGAGGAGAACGCAGAGGAGAGAGAGGAGAAACGCGUUAUGUAUCUUCGUCCUCGCAAGCUGGCUAUGGAAGCGAUGUUCGUGCGAAUCCCGCUGCUGACAUCCGUACAAAUUCCGUUGACGUCCGUGCAAAUUCAACGGAGGGAGGAGAGAGAGAAGACAAGGAGGGUGAUUGGACUGAUCGAAGCGGACGAAAGUCCGAUGUACACGUGGCAAGCACUCAGGUGCCUCCGUCGAAUACAUCUUUGAUAUCGGAUGACGACAACCACAAAGAUGACGAGACUUACACGGCAGCAGCGAAGGCCACGUGGCUCGUAACCGAUCAAGAUCGAUCUGACGGUGGACAGGAGGCGGCUCCUCCUCCUCCUCCUCCUCCUCCUCCUCCUUCUCGCCUAGAUUGGGUUUUGCAGAUGGAAGUCCAAGUGUUGGUGAAGCUUAACGAGAAGAUGAUCUUUGAACCAGACUCAUACGACAGGUUCUCCGAGGUGAUUGAGAGUGUACGAGGGGUGAUCCUUCAGUACAUCCCACUGUACAGUUAUCUGGUGUUCCUACCGGAUGAUGUGGCAGCAUUUGAAGCGUUGGAUGACGUGGAAUGGAUAGAGUGGAUUGGACCAUACACAGCAGAGUACAAGAUUGCUCCAGAGAUAGAUAUCCUCUUAAGGAAACUGAAUGAUGGCGCCGUAAACUCGUCAGAUCCAGCCUUUGAUCUUGUGGAGAUCAACAGGUUAGGAUGGCUUCGGUUGGAAAUUGCCACGCCUUUGGCAGAUAUGUCGACGUUGGGGUCCAGACUGGACCCCAGAGAUGGAACGGAGAUUGCUCAAGGAUUGGCUGGUCGAUGGGAGAGGGAGAUGAAUUUAACAAUCGCGGAGAAGACGGCAAUCCUGAUGACCUCGAGCGGGGAAAAGGGUGUCAAAGCCACAGAAAGUGGCCCGGCAGCGACUGGGCCCGUAACGCAUUCGUCACUAAAUGGAGUAGAGUGGCAGGUCCCAAGGGAGGAGGAGGAGAAAGAGGGGAUGGAGGAGAAAAAAGGGGAAGAAAGACUCGUUGCGACGGCUGCAUCCGCAAAUGGGGUAGAGCGGCAGGUUCCAACAGAGUUCAAAGAGGGAAUGGAGGAGGAAGAGUGGGGGAAAGGGGCCAUCACAAUGUCUCUAUCUGCCAAAGGAAUGGAGUGGGAGGUCCAAAGGGAGGAGAAAGAAGGGAUGGGGGAGAAAGAGGGGGGUGGAGUUAAUGUGGCUGCAUUAUCUCCCAAUGGAAUGGAGUGGCAGGUUCCCGGGGAGGACAAAGAGGGGAUGGAGGAGGAAGAGGGGGGAGAAGGAGUGAUCGUGACCGCUGUCUCUGGCAAUGGAAUCGUUAUCGAGGUGCCUCCAAGGUGGUUAGGAUGGGCAGUAGGUUGGCUCGCAAAUCAAAGUUGGGUUAAUUGGUUGGCGCCGAGGCCACGGGGGCAACUGACCAACAUGUAUGCCUCAGCCAUUGUACAGGACCCAGCGAAAGUGAUCCAGUUGGAUGCAGGAGCCGAUUUCAGUCCGGAUUACGGAGGAUCAAGGCCAUUUUGGGCAGCUGGAAUAUUGGGCAAGAACCAAGUUGGAGGUGUUGGAGAUACGGGUGUCGACUACGAUAGGUAAAGGCUACAGCGGUCUUCUAAGGGGGGGAAAAACCAUUGCCCCUUUCUUUUUCUCCUUUUGUAUUUUCGAGUUUAACUUUAAAACUACCAGUA